This is a messenger RNA of Vicia faba (fava bean), 687 nucleotides long. The record is from the annotation of a GenBank genome assembly. Lineage: Eukaryota; Viridiplantae; Streptophyta; Magnoliopsida; Fabales; Fabaceae.
AUGCUCAUUUCUCUCCGUGUGAAGAAUAAGAUUGGAUUUGUUGAUGGCUCGAUUCCACAACCUCUUGAUGGUGAUCCUCAGUUUCAUCUCUAUAAAUGCAAUGACAAAGUCGUUGCAUCGUGGCUUUUGAACUCAGUUUCAAAAUAUCUCACCGCCAGCAUCAUCUACUCCUCCAGUGCGGCAACGAUUUGGAAUGAACUUCAGGAACUUUUUCUGCAAAACAAUGGUCCAUGCUUGUUUCAAUUACGCAAGGAUUUCAUCACCUUCACUAAGGAGGAACUCGUUAAAUUCCUCCCUAUUCAUCAGUGUGUCUGUGGAGGUGUCAACCCUCUGAUUGAUCACAUCAAUCGUGAGUAUGUUCUCAUGUUCUUGCUCGGGUUGAAUGAAAUGUUCAAUCUGAUUCGCAACCAGAUCUUACUCAUGGAUCCCUUACCUUCGACUAGUCGUGUUUUCUCAUUGGUAAUUCAAGAAGAGAAGCAACGUGUUGUUAAUGUUAUUACCAGUGAGAACACUGAAACCCUAACUUAUGCUGUAAAUGAUUCCAAUGGUGCCAAGUCCAAGAAUGGGAAGAAGGAUAGGCCUAUGUGUUCUAAUUAUGGUGUCCUUGGCCACAUCAAAGAUAAGUGUUUCAAGCUCCAUGGUUAUCCACCUGGAUACAAAAAGGGCAGAGUGUUCACUGCUUCAUAA